CGGCGCUGGAUGAUCAUACUGUUACAGAUUUUUCUAUUCAGAACAGAUUAAUUUAUUUUCCCUCCGUUCUGUCUUCCUCUUGUGAAGAUCACGUUUUUUAGAAUCAGCCUGAGGAGUUUUCACUAGUUUACUUACCCUGGAGGUGAUCUUAUCUUGACUUUUCUGUGCAUUUCUUAUAGUAAUGCUAUAUUCUCAUUAAAGCCUACACGAUGGACUCGGUGUCUCAGAACCUGAAAGAUGAGAUCUCUGAGCUGCUGAAGCCUCACAGAGUGUGUCUAGUGACUCCUGUCCUCCUCCACCCCCCCACUCAGACAUGUGGGAGGUCGGCCAGCAGGUUUGUGGUUCUGAGUCUUUGGAGAGGUUACCUGCUUAACAACAAGCCACCUGUCAGGAUGGAGAGCACUUUCAGCUACUUCGAGAUUUCCUCCAUCAGCAUUCACAGUCUCACUCAGUUUGUGUUGGAGACUGACAGGCAGACUCUGUCUCUCAGUGUUUUGCAUGCUGAGGAUCUGGAGGCCAUGGUGUGUCACAUGACUGACUCUCUGAAGAGGAUCUUUCCUGACUCUUCUCCAGGAAAGCUGCUAAAGACGAUUUCUCCAGAUCUGCCGCACAGACUCCUCACACUGACUGAUGAGAUGGAGGAGCAGCAGAGCAGCAGGCCCGGCUCCUGUGGAGGAUUCUCUGAUACCUACGCUGCUCUGUGUGAUUUCAACGAGAUCCCGCUUAGAGAGGAGGUCCAGUGGGAUAUUGACAACAUCUACUACAUGAACAACUGGAGAGAGUUCAACCUGCAGGACUUCAGCCACUUGGACAGCAGGGACUUGGCAUUAGCAGUAGCAGCUCUGUCUUUCAACCAGUGGUUUACCAAGAUCUACAGCAAGGAGCUCAAACUGUCAGUGGACAUCCAGCAGCAGCUGACCUUCCUGCUGUCCAGAUCUCCCAGCCUGCAGGAGCUCUCACUGGAGGCCAGUGGACUCAAAAUGGACUUUGCAUUAAAGAUGGCCGCUGCCCUGCGGGAGCACUCCUCCUUCUCCACCCUGCAAUCCAUCAACCUCUCAGGCAACCCCCUGGAGGACAAAGGUAUCAUAGCUCUCAGUCAGGAGCUGGGGAGUCUAGCUGGAGGACUGAGGCUCCUCUCUCUGUCCCGGGUAUCAAUGACUGCUAGAGGUGCAGGCUGUUUGAGUCAGGUGUUGUCCUCCACUCAGCUGUUCUCAGUGUCUCUGACUCACCUCGACCUGUCUGCUAACCCCAGCAGCCUGGGCACCGAGGAGGCCACGUUUCUCUUCAAGUUCCUGUCCAGCACUAACUCUCUGUCUCAUCUGGACCUCAGUGACACCAGCUGCCCUCUGGACACGUUAUUUGUGUCGCUGUCUGCUGGAUGCUGCUUCAAACUGAUGCACCUGAAACUGGCCAGGAAUCCCUUCAGCCACAGGAAGGUGCGGGAGGUGACCAGGAGUAUUGGGCAGUUCUUCAGUCAGAGCUGUGAGUUAAAAUAUGUCGGCCUGUCUGCAACCAAACUACCUCCACAAGCUCUCAGGUUAUUACUACAGGGUCUGGCAACUAACACUCGUCUGUUUGGGCUGAAGUUGGACAUCAGCAGCUGUGAGCUUCGUUCAGCAGGCGCUCAAGUGAUACAGGAGCACAUCUCUGAAGUUACAGCUAUCACAAGUCUGGAUAUCUCUGACAACGGUUUUGAGAAUGACAUGGUGACUCUGGUUCUGUCUGUGGGACGAUGUCACUCUCUGCGGCACCUCGCGCUGGGAAGAAACUUUGCCUUGAAGUCCAGUGCUCUCACUGAUGUUCUUCAUCGUAUAGCUCAGCUCAUUCAGGAUGAAGAGUGUUCCCUGCAGUCUCUCUCAGUGAGUGACUCUAAGCUGAAGGCAGGGAUACACAUCCUGCUGAGUGCUCUGGGGGGCGAUGCUGCUCUGACUGAGGUGGACAUCAGUGGAAACAACAUCGGAGACACUGGAGCCAAAAUGCUGGCCAAAGCCCUGAUGACUAACACCACACUGAGGACUCUAUCAUGGGACAGAAACAAUGUUACUGCAAGGGGUUUCCAGGAUGUUGCAGAUGCCUUGGAGAGGAACUCCACUCUGCAGCAGGUGUCUGGCCUGGCUGAUAUCACACAGAGCUACCGCAGCAACCCUGACAGAACAGAAGAGGCCCUGCACAAGAUUCAGCGGUGUUUAGACAGAAACAACCAGAGACAGUCUGACAGAGUGGAACUCCAGCAAGUGUUUAGAGUUCAGCAAUCUGAGAAGGAGGUCCAGGGUCUGUGUCUGCAGUUAGAGGACAGCCUUCAGCGUUUAAACCCCUGCAACCCUCAGGAGGUCCAGCCUGACAUCCUGACACCACACGAGGUGCUGCACAACGCCAGGGAGUCCUUCAAGCUGCUUCCCGCUCUGUAUGAGGAAGGCAGGAAGUGUGCCCCUGAUGGAGGACUUGUGAACUGCAUUCUCAGUGACGCUGCUGCAGCACUGGCUGAUGAGUUGAACGGAAGUAUACAGGAUCUGGCUGAAGGCCUGAUGAGGCAGGCAGAGGCGGUGUGUCCUCGGGUGGUGCAGCGCUCCAGUGUGUGCGAGUGUCUGUCAGAGUGUGUGUCCAAAAGAAGUAGACAGAUACACACUUUCCUGAGAAGCUCUCUGGUGGAGAACACAGGGCAGAUCAUCAGCAACAGACUGAGACAACUAAGACAGACGCUGAGUGUCUCUCUGGCUGAAAGCAUCAUGGAACAGGUGCAACAGGAUCUCAUAAUGGCACAGGACAGAGUGAAUUGCCUUUUAAAAGAAAAUGCUGGCAUCCUUCUGAAACUGAACAUCCCAGAGCUUCGACUGGUUGAGAGCGACUUCCCAACUGAUGAUUACAGUCCAGCAUGUUGGAGGGACAGUUUCCACUCCAAGAGCCUGAGGCCUGCCGCUUCGAUAAAGAGUCUCCUGGAUGCAGACUUGGAGCAGCAGAUCAGGGGAGGAGGUGCCAGAGAAGAAGGGGGAGGAGUAAGGUGCGCUCUCCCUCUGUUGUCGACAGCAACCCUCAUGUCAGUCAGGUCUCCAAGCCCCUCCCCUUCCCCGUCCCCCUCCCCCCCGGGACAGAGGAGGAGGAGGAGGGAGGGGGAGGUGGCAGCAGCGUUGGAUGCUGCAGCAGUGAGAGGAGCAUCGUUCAUUCCUCCUCCCAGUCCCCCCCUACUGCGCUCCAUCACCGCUCGCUCUGCAGAGGAGGAAGCUGCCGGCCAAGGAAGCUUACCCAGACGACAGGCUCCCUUCCCCGGCUGCGAGCCCAGCCCAGGCUCCCCCUUCAGCUCUGGAUCUCCUGCUUCCCCCAUGGAGCCUCUACCCACCCAGGGACAGACUCUGAGGCACUACACCGCCUCACGACCACGGCCACGACGCACACACACACAGCCCCCGUCCUCCAGGCCUCAGGAGCCUGUUGUAAAGGUAGAGACUGAGAAUGAAGCCACUGAGGGGAUGGGUCGAGUGGAUGAAGGAGUAGAGGAGUUCUUCACCAAGAAAAUCAUCCCUGACUAUGCACUAAAAGGCCGGUGGGAGGAGUCAAUCCCUGCCCAAGCCACUCCCCCAGAAUCAAGCUCCACCCCCUCAGCCUCAACCCCCUUUUCCUCUUCGUCUGACAAUAUCCCCCUCUCUCCCAGCACCACUGUCACUUCUCCCUCUGUCCCAUCCACUGACACAUGCUUUACAUCCACUGUACCCCUCCUCUCUACAUCCUCCACCCCCCCUGCACCCCUCUCUUCUGUCACCCCCACCACCACACUUCCCACCAAAAACAUCAAGAAAAAGUUUGGGGACUUCUUUGCCUUCAAGAGGGCUCGAGGCGGCCGAGCCCCCAAGGCAGGAGGGGGAGAGGGAGGAGGAGAGGGGGUGAAGGUCAAAAGGACCUCCAUCGCAGACCUCAUCCGACCCCUCCGCGAGGCCAAAGAAAGGGAGAGGGACAGGGACAAGGGGAGAGGGGCAAGGUCAGUGGAGGAUGCUAACGUUUGUAAUGAUGCCGCCACCACAGAAGGAACCGCUGCAGGCGAUGCCAAGGGAACGAUGGCGCCUGCCAAGACUUUAACCACGACGACGCCUUCCAGUGACACCACUCCCUCUAUCCCCAACACCGCCACAAGCCCCGACCUCACCACUGCCACGCUUUCCGAUCAGAAAGAACAGGCAGUUCCUGUCUUUCGAGGUCGCACCCCCAGUCCAGUGGUCACCUCCCCUCUCACGGAGCAGGAGAGGGGCGGGGUGCAGAUGAAUGAGAUGUUGAGAGGGAGUCCGUUUGGAGAGAGGAGACUGAAGGUGACCAAGAGGUCGCUGAGGGAGGGAAAGAGCCAGAGUCUCAUACUGCUGACAGGGUUAGAGCCUGAAGACAAGGAUGACACACACAGUAAGAAACAUGCGUCUGAGAGCACAUCUAGUUUGGAACAAAGGCUUCAGGUGAUGCUGCACAGAAUGGGCGUGGCCAAAACUCCACCUGCUGAAACCAAGACCAGUCAGAAUAAAGACGAGGAGCUGAGAAAGGCCAACUCUGAAGGUGCUAUCCUGGACAAGCCUGUACCUCCUCCCACAUACAUGAAGCCCAGAACCAUGUCCACAUCAUCAGCUGACCCCAGGCAUCCAAUGAGAGCACUGGACCCUAUCAGACCAGAACCCCCGCUUUACCCAAAACCCAGUGUUCCUGAGCGCCCGGUCGGCCCCCUGCCACCCAGACCAGCCGUCGCAGCCAAGCCUCCCUUCCCCACCCCGGCCUCUCCUGCAGGAGGAGCAGCUCGUCCCUCCUCCGCCCCCCCCUCCAGCAGCUCAGUAGGGAGAGUUCAUCUCAGACACAUCCAGGACGGCCGGCCGGGGGACACUACAGCACAGAAUGGCAGCCAUGAGCGUCCCCCGGGUGCAGCCUCAGCCCUGUCCCCCAGGAAGGAGCUGCUUCCCUCUGCUCAGUCUGCCUGGAGGGGGCCCAGCACACAGGAGCGCUCCGAGAAAGCACAAUCAGUGACCGACGAGAGUCUUCCUAAGGCACGGCAACACUUGAAACCCGUUCCGAAACGCAGAGCCGUGUCCGUCCAUGAGGACACUCUGGCCAUGACACACGAGCUGAAGGCGGUGCUACAGAGGUCCCCUAUCCGUUUCCGUGGCCGAGACCUGCCCCCCUGCACUGAAGACCCCUCCAGUGUGGAGGAAGCACAGAGACAUCAGGAGGCCGGUGACGCAGGGAAGCAAGAAGAGAAUAAGAAAACUGUCCAGGAGGAAGAGCAGCUGAAGGCAGGGAGAGGCAGGACGGGCUGUCCCCCCCCUCCAGGCUCAGUGUUUUCCUCCUCCACAGAAGCAUCAGCAUCCCGCCUCUUCAGUCCAACUGCAGCCUCCGACAAACCUCCACCCGUCCUGGAGAGGCUGACCCACAGCCUCCAUAAGCCUCCCGUAACCCCCCCAUCUGAUCAGAAGAGCCCCUGCACAGGCCCCCGUUUGCCUCAAACUCUAGAAAAACGGCUACUGUCCCCACCCUCCCAAGAAAAGACCCCCAGCACAAUCUCAGCUUCAUCUGAAUCCCCAGAAGUUAGCACCCUGUCCCUCAAGAAGAAAAGCCCUGGCACAGCACCCCCCACAGAGGAGGUCUCUCAACAGCACACAGUGAAGGCAGAGUCAGCAGACCAAAGAACUGAGCCACCUCUGUCUGAAUAACACACACACUGACUUAUAAAAGGACAUAAGACGAACCUGGGAAGAGAGGUAGGGGGGGGCUGUAACAUCACUGAGAUCAGGAUAUAGGAGGGUAUACCAAUUCUGAGGAUAGCAUGGAUGUUGAACCCUCCUUUAGAAAGCUGCUGUGUCCCAUGUCAGGGGGCUCUCUUUGAAAGCCUCAGAACCAAGGCCCUGUGUCCACAGAUUGUAUAAUUGAGCUGGUCACAACUAAAUCUGACAAGCACAGAGCAAGGCAGAUGAUCCGAAUAUGGAUAAAAGUACAUCACUCACCUGCUCUGCUCCAACAAACAUUUGGUCUUUGUUUUGCUAGCUGUACGAAAGCCUAUUCUCCAAUUUCUACAGCGGUGUCACCAGCGCUUUUCUUAAAAGCUUCGAUAUUUUCAUCUCAAAGCGUUUGGAGCAGCCAAAAAAGACCCUGGGUGAAGGGCUUUUUCUCAUGGUUGCCGAAUGUGAUGGCAUGUCUCAUAUGAAUCAGUGUGUGGACAGGCUUUAAUUUGUAUUUAUUGCACAUGGUUGGUGUAUGUUUUUUUUGCCAUCUUACAGCUAACGUCUGCACAGUUGCUGUACUGGCCGUUUGAGGUGGAUAAACACGCACUGCACAAACCGUCCAGUGGUCAAAUACCCAGAACAAUAAAAACCUUAGUCUGCUGGCCAUAUCCUGUUAGAGAAGGAGGACGAAGGAGAAGGCACGUUUAUAUAUUCAGUUAAAAUACACACAUGACCAAACAGGACAUUUACACAUUAGGCCUGAAAUACACACAUGCGCAACUGAAUGCAAUCUAUGAAGACCUGUCAGAUUGAUGGGCUGCCGUAGUUCAGCGCCAUGGAGCUGUUGGGGGUUUGGUGCUUUGCUCAAAGACAUCCCGACAGUGUCCAGGAGGUGAACUGGCUCAUCUCUAGCUACGAGUCAAAGCCACAUAUAUUUUAUGAUUAUCAUUGUUUUGGUCUGUGCGGGGACUUGGACCAGUGGUCUGGUUCCCAAGCCCCGAGCCACUGCCUGUUGUGCUGAGGGCAAAAUCUCUAAGUUGAUCAGGGCAGCUGUUUUAAUAUGCAUCAUCAGGGGGAAAUAUGCAACUGUUCCGCCUGUAAGCUCACUUUCCAUUGAGUCUGAGGAAAUCUUUGAGAGUCAUCUGAGUCGGUCCAGGAAGGUUGAGUCUGAAAUGGGACACAGCCAGCAUCAGCUGAAUGUCUAACUGACAGGAGUGUGUGGCUCCGAAAUCGUAAUCGUUUGCCCUCCAAACAAGGGUGGCUCAUUUAACAGAACGUCUUUGAGUGUGGAUCAUUAACACAUCAUGUCAAAGACACACUUAUUUCACCUGCUUAUACAUGUUAUCAUUUGAUUUAAUAAGGGAUUUAAAGGCACAUGGUGUAAUUUACAAUUCAAAGAGUAUAUCUUUUCACACAUAUUUCAUCCAUUGGAUCUUGGUAAUUCAUCUACAUUUGACAUAUGGCCCUCAUCUGCUUCCUUUUUUUUAAAUGGGCAUUAGUGGUAAUGUAAUGACUCAAAUUUUUGAUUGCAUGAUUUUUUAAAUUCCAUUUUUUCCGCUUCCGAAUAGUCUGCUUUUGUUUUUGUCUAUAGUCGUUUGGGAGGGAGUUUUUUUCCUCCUAGAGUGGUAGUGGUGCAGUGAUGACACAGUUUUGUGGGCCGACUCGGAAGUUAGCAUCACCAUGGCUCCCUCGCCAAAAAGCAGUGGGGGUUUUCCAUUGGAAGGUUGCAAAAACAAGAUCUGCGGCAAACACACGUUUAUGAUGCUUUACGAUGGGUUAAUGCCAUUGACUGUAUAAAUAAUGGACGUAGUAUCCGUGACGUCACCCAUAAGUUUGUGAAGCGCCGUAAUGAAGCUCAAAGUGGGCGACUCCCACCGUCGACAUCUUCUCAGUCUACCUCACGCCCGCUCCCGGCUAAUCCAAAUAUGGACAUAGGGUUGGAGCUGAAGUGGGCGUGGCUACUGAAACACGCCCAUCUAGCGCGAAGCUACCAAGCUAGCAAAGGCUUCCAAGCUAGGCUACAUGCUACCGUAUGCUACUAGCGGCGCUAUCCCGCUAAAAGUCAACAGCACACCCUGCAGUGUGGUUGCCCCCGGUUACCGGUUGUCUUACUCAAGGUAAGUUAACCUGAAACUAUAAAAAACAAAACUUGACAUAAAGAUCUAUCUGUUAUUGAGAUUAUACUGCACUAGUUUAAAAAUGCUCGUUUCAAAUAUAGACGUAAUUUGCAACACUAUAUUUUGACCAGAAAUGUGGCCAGUGUUACCGUGAAUCAGCGUACCGUUAACGUUUAAUUUGAAACAGAAUUUUAAUUUUCACAUGAUUCAGUUCACGAGUCGUUUCUAUUGAACACUCGAUUAUAACGUUACUUUUAAUACGUUUAAUAAGUUAAGUUACAUGUGAUGGUAAAUGUAUUAUUGAUACUGGCUUGCAUAGUCAUAGUUAUUAUUGCUGCUUUUAAGAAUUAUACCAAACAAGACACAUUAUCAGUGCAGAGGCUGUUAGCGGAGCUAGCAGAGCAGACAACUAGCAGCUAGCGCCCACUGACGGCGCUAACCUGUCAAUCAAAGCGACCACGCCCUUAAUUAUGCAUAACUUUAAGCCUUAAUAUAAUUCAAACGGGAGAGUUAUAUAUAAAUUCACCCUCCUCACAGUUGUCAUGAAUAGGGAAAUUAGCUAUAGAGACCAAAAGCAAUUUUUGUACCACGCUGUAAACAUGUUUAUUUCUGCUGUAAAAAUUAGCAUUUUAACAUGGGGGGUCUAUGUAAAUUGCUCUGUUUUGGAGCCAGGCCACGCGGCCAUUCGAUGAACUGCAGUUUUUGGCACUUCCGUAUGUGUUUCACUGCUCAGCACCGGAGGUUGCCCCUUGGUUAAUGCAGAGCCAGAAGUACAAAGCGAGGCUUAUCACAAACAACAGCCUGGUCACAUGACUUCACGUCACCACUGCUGAGCUAAAGGCGGCUAACAUUCGGCGUGAUGAUGUUUAGUUGUCUCAUUUAGUCACUUGUUAGCAACAACUAAUUUUAAGAGAUCUAGAAUCUUCAAACAUUCCUCAGUGGGCUAUUUACUGACGUAUUUUAUGUCGUUGAACAAAACGUGAACAUCUCUUAAACUUGUGUUAACCAAAGACCUUGUUCCAGGCAUCUAAUUAAAAAAGCCUUCAAUAAACUUUGAACCCCAAGUGAAGGAGUUCAAGUAUCUCGGGGUGUUGUUCUCGAGUGAGGGAACAAUGGAGCGUGAGAUGGGCCGGAGAAUCGGAGCAGCGGGAGCGGUACUGCAGUCGCUUUACCGCACCGUUGUGACGAAAAGAGAGCUGAGCCAGAAGGCAAAGCUCUCUGUCUACCGGGCCAUCUUCGUUCCUACCCUCACCUAUGGUCAUGAAGGAUGGGUCAUGACCGAAAGAACGAGAUCGUGGAUACAAGCGGCAGAAAUGGGAUUUCUCCGCAGGGUGGCUGGCUUCUCCCUUACGGAUAAGGUGAGAAGUUCAGUCAUCCGGGAAGGACUCGGAGUAAAACCGCUGCUCCUUCGCGUUGAAAGGAGCCAGUUGAGGUGGUUCGGGCACCUAGUGAGGAUGCCACCUGGGCGCCUCCCUAGGGAGGUGUUCCAGGCACGUCCAGCUGGGAAGAGACCGAGGGGUAGACAUAGGACCAGGUGGAGGGAUUAUAUCUCUUCGCUGGCCUGGGAGCGCCUUGGAAUCCCCCAGUCAGAGCUGGUUAAUGUGGCCAGGGAAAGAGAAGUUUGGGGCUCUCUGCUGGAGCUGUUACCUCCGCGACCCUGACGGAAAACCGGGAGAAGAUGGAUGGAUGGAUGGAUGGAUGGAAACUUUUAAUUCUAGACCAGGGAACAUGAAGUGCUAAAAUGCUAACUCAUUCCAGGCUUUAUAACUAAUUCCUGCACCACUCAAUAGUGCACACUGACAAUGGUAACUGGUAAAUCGAUUGCACCUUUCACCCAUUCACACACAGGUUAAUACACUGUUGGCAGAUCUGCCAUACAGGGUGCCAAACUGCUCAUCCUGUAAUCUAAGGCUUAUUCACUCACACUCAUACACUCAUUGCUUUCCUUUGGGAGGAAUUUGGGGUUCAGCAUCUUGCCCAAAAGAUACAUAGACAUGCAGAGUCGAAGUAACCGCAGAUCUUGUGAUUAGUGGACAUCCCGCUUUACCUCCUUAACCUCAGCUGCCGCAUACAAUAAGACUAUCCAGGAAGAAAACAGCAACACACUUUGAAUACCAUUUCCUCAUGUACUAAAGGGGCCAACUGCUGCAUUCUAGUGUUUUCAGAACCAACAGGAAGUCAUUUAAAGACUUUUGUUUUAUUCAUUACAUUACUAAACAUCCCAAUAGCUGUUUCAGUUUUCUUCCACACCAUCUUGUUCAGAGUCUGACAGUGAGAUGAUUACUGCAGUUAUGAGUAUUGAAGUUAAGCUCAUAAAGGCCUAAACGGGCUCACAUAAUCAGCAGAACAGGGUUAGUAUAUUUUCAAAUGUGGUUUUCAACUUGGAGGUUUGGGACCAGACCAAGAUUAAGAAACAUAAAACAGUGAUGUUUAUACAUUUAUGUAACAAAACAUCCCAGUUAACCAACAUCUUGGUGUAUGUAUAGACAAAUAAAGUAAAAAAUACAAUUUUAUGGUUAUUUUCUCCAAAAUUGUAUUAAUUGAAAACGAUGUCAAAUCCAUUUCCUUUACAAUAUUUCUAACAAUCCCAUCAUGCCAUCAAUGUGGGAAAAUAUAUCUUGCCUUGUUAAGUGUUCUUUUCUUUUUUAAACUUUCAGCCUUUUAGUAUCUUGAGAUGAACACACAGGACACUAAAGCUCAGCAUGUUUCUGUUGAAUCACAUCAAUAUGUGACAUUGUAGGGUCAUUACAUUAAACACACACACACACACACACACACACACACACACACACACACACACACACACACACACAUGUAAUAAUCACCAUAUCCAUCUUUUCACAAGAGAACCAGAGAUGACCAAUAUAUGCUCACAGAUAGUGUGAGAUAGCAACAGGAGUAUAUUUAUUCUAUCAAACUCUCAGGUGGCUGUGGAGGAAGGUGUGUGUUUUGUAAGAGCAGACCUCAGCUCAGCUCCCUGAGCCUGCAUCUCAUACUUGGAAAGAAGUUAUUUUCUACAGUCUUGUUUAUCUUUGCCUUGCACGCACAGAAUAUGUACAAAAAUACAAAGCAUCAAAAACAAAGUUAUAAACAGAGUGUAAAUCCAUACCUAUACUUGUUAAUAAUUAUUAAAAUAUGAGUUCUGUCAA
This is a messenger RNA of Eleginops maclovinus (Patagonian blennie), 10947 nucleotides long. RefSeq names its product capping protein regulator and myosin 1 linker 2 (gene carmil2). The record is from RefSeq and is a predicted model, not a curated record. Gene Ontology annotation, cellular component: plasma membrane; lamellipodium. The transcript is spliced from 41 exons. Gene Ontology annotation, biological process: regulation of Arp2/3 complex-mediated actin nucleation; cell migration. NCBI's taxonomy places the organism in Eukaryota, Metazoa, Chordata, Actinopteri, Perciformes, Eleginopidae. Bases 210 to 5672 code for a protein of 1820 amino acids. Gene Ontology annotation, molecular function: protein binding.